UGAUGGCAUGAAGUAAGAAGGCAUAUUUUAUGCCACAGUACUGGAAGCGAAAUGACUUGCAUAUGAAUAAAUUGAUCAGAAAAACUUGCAUAUGAAUAAAUUCAUCAUUCUGAUAUUUUAAUAGUUUUACCCCAUAUCUUCAAGUUUUAUGCAAGGCUUGAUGACCUUGUCUGAAUAUUGUACUAGAAUAUGAAUGUUCUACACUGAACUGGUAAUUUAAUUGAAUAAUGGGAGCGGGGAGAAAUAUGAGUUCAUUAACAUAUUACUGAAUUAAGUUUCAUUCAUAUUUCUAAUAUUGUGCUAUUAUCACUGUAAAUUAGUAAAUCCAUGAGGGCAUGCCUCCUUUGUUUUGUUCGGUAAUGAAUGAGUGACUCAAUGGAGGGAGGCAACCAGCAAUCCCUUUGUUGGCUUGGUUAUUUCAUAUGUUAUGAGAUGUCAUUUUGCUUCUUACAGUAUAAGUAUCUGCUUCACUAUGUCUAUUGCCAGUCUGCAGUGUAGUUCAAUAGUGGAAAGCAUCCAUUGUUUAGGUCACUCUUCAAGGAUAGCAUUGGAAACUCUCUGCAACGACUGUACUCUUCUAAAGUUCUCAAGGUGCAUUAAUUAUAUAAUGAUGGAAUGUCUUCAAGUGGAUGGUGUUGCACAAGGCUGUGCUCAUGUUGCAGUGUCGAGUCAAAAUCUUAGCGAGGAGCUUCAAUCAAGGUGUCACACACUUUUGUGGGGAGUACUCGUAGUACUCUUCCUUGGGAGAUCGGUCAGAGAGGCCCAUGAUUUUUCAGAGGAGUUGGGUUGCUGCUACACUCAUGGAGAAUACCAAAAUACUGAUCUGUUUCCAACUGUAAUGGGUGUGGAACUGUUGAAGGAGUCUCUGCAGUCCAAAUCGGUCCUCACAAAUGUCUUCCUUGGGAAGAAAGCUGGGAUUGGCAUUGAUAUCUUGGAGCCACUACGUAAAGAUGCAAAGCGUUUGAUAGGCAGGAGAUAUAGUGAUGCCUCAGUUCAAAAUGAUAUUAAACUCUGGCCAUUCAAGGUUAUUGAAGGUCCUGCUGAGAAGCCCAUGAUUGUAGUUACCCACAAGGGCGAAGAGAAACAAUUUUCUGCUGAACAAAUCUCAUCUAUGGUUCUUGAAAAGAUGCGGGAAAUUGCUGAGGCCUAUCUUGGUUCACCUGUGAAAAAUGCAGUUAUCACCGUCCCUGCCUACUUCAAUAAUUCACAGCGUCAGGCUACAAAUGAUGCCGCAGUCACUGCUGGCCUAAACGUGAUGCGUAUCAUCAACGAACCAACUGCAGCAGCCAUUGCUUAUGGACUUGACAGAAAGGGCGGCUGGUAUAGCAAGAGAAAUGUUAUGAUAUUUGAUUUCGGCGGUGGUACACUAGAUGUGUCAUUGCUUACAAUAGGUGAUGGUAUAUUCGAAGUGAAGGCUACAGCUGGAGACACUCACCUUGGAGGUGAAGAUCUUGAUAACAGAAUGGUGAGCUAUUGUGUUGAGGAAUUCAAGAAAAAGCACAAUCUAGACAUCACUGGAAACUUUAGAGCUCUUAGGAGGUUAAGAAAUGCAUGUGAGAAGGCAAAGAGGAGACUUUCAUUUGCUUCCAUAGUUGACAUUGAAAUUGAUUGUUUGGAUUUCUAUACAAGUAUCACUAGAGCCAAGUUUGAACAACUCAACAAAGACUUGUUCAACAAGUGCAUGGACCCUGUGAGAAAGUGUUUAAGCGAUGCUACAAUGAAGAUAAGCAAUGUCCAUGAUGUUGUUCUUGCGGGUGGCUCUUCUAGAAUUCCUAAAGUGCAAGAACUAUUAAAAGAUGUCUUCAAAGGGAAGGAGCUGUGCAAGGGAGUUAAUCCAGAUGAGGCAAUCGCCUAUGGAGCUGCAGUUCAAGCUGCAGUUUUGAAAGGCCAUCAAGAUCGGAAACUUCAAGACUUCGCUCUCUUGGAUGUCACCCCUCUGUCACUCGGGUUGGAGAGUCGCACACUUGAUACGCUUGAGAAAUACAUGAAUGUUUUGAUUCCAAAGAACACUAGAAUACCUGUGAUGAAGAGCAAAAUUAUAACUACUAUAUAUGACAACCAAGAGUCGGUCGUAUUCCCCAUAUAUGAGGGUGAGUGUAGAAUAGUCAAAGAAAAUUACUUUGUGGGCGAAGUUAGCCUCUGCAACAUUCCUCUGGCUCCCAAGAAUGUUCCUAAGUUCAAUCUUUGCUUUAAUAUUGAUGCAAGUGGUAUCCUGCGUGUCUCAGCAGAGGACAUGACUACUGGGCAGAGGAAAGAGAUUACGAUCAACAGUGACAGAAGAAAUUUGGGAAUUGAGAACGAGAGAAUUGCUGACAUCGACUAGUCGUUUUUUCCCAUUAAGUUUCUUUGCUGUACUGCAUUGUGCAUAUGUUGGGUCCUUAGCUCAUGCACUUACCUUGUUUUUGUUCGUGUUUUGCUGCCAUAACUAUGAUAGAAGUCUUGUUUUUGAGUUACAAGGGCCAUAUUUUGCUGGACGUAGCUCUCGUGUUGGACUGAUAAUUGGUGCUAAAAUUAAUUAUACAUGUUGCAUAAGCUGGUGGGAACUGUCUUUAGCAAAAGCCUGAAUUUAUUGCAGAUGUAAUUGCAGAAAUUUGUGAAGUAUAUCUGAAUCUGAUCCGUCAGGCGUCACUACUAUAUAACAGUUACAAAGGUAAAUCCUAUUUCGACUGAAAACUGUAAUUACGAAGUUUUUCCGGUCACUGUUGUUGAAGUCAACAUCAUGCGUGCCUCUUCAAAUUAGGGUUUAGUCUUAGAGUUGUAAGAGCAACUCCAACAGAUUCCCUAUAUUU
Messenger RNA from Rosa chinensis, 2789 nucleotides. Its product is annotated as heat shock 70 kDa protein 4. Lineage: Eukaryota; Viridiplantae; Streptophyta; Magnoliopsida; Rosales; Rosaceae. Gene Ontology annotation, biological process: cellular response to unfolded protein; protein refolding. Gene Ontology annotation, cellular component: cytoplasm. The transcript is spliced from 4 exons. The record is from RefSeq and is a predicted model, not a curated record. Bases 428 to 2323 code for a protein of 631 amino acids. Gene Ontology annotation, molecular function: ATP-dependent protein folding chaperone; heat shock protein binding; ATP binding.